CAAAUCCUAAAAAGGAGACACUGAGAUUUUUAAUGUUAUUUGGUCCUCACUGCAUUCUAUUUUCGUUCGUUGUGCCAGUAUCUCCUGAACUCUUGUGAGCAUAUAAGCCAAAAAUUCUCAGGCAAAAAAUAUAAAAAAACAAGAAAAACAUAGAAAGAGAAAAGAGGAAGAGAGGGGGAGAAUGGUGAUUUGGGUUUUCUUUUGCUGCAUUUGGGUUUGGAUUGCGAGCUCUGCUAAUGGCGCUGCGGUCCCAUCUGAUGUAUCGGCCCUCAAUGUUUUGUAUACCUGCUUGAAUUCACCACCACAACUAACUGGUUGGACCUCAAAUGGUGGCGACCCCUGUGACCAAUCGUCGGAAAAGGAAUUACAUGCUCAGGUUCAGCAGUUACCAGAAUCAAAUUACCAGGUCUUGAACUUAGUGGGUCAUUAGGUUACAUGCUGCCCAGCAUGACCUCAUUGAUUGAGCUUGACUUGAGCAAUAACAAUCUUGGAGGGGGGAGCGAAAUGCCAUAUAACCUUCCUCCAAAUCUGCAGAGCCUAAAUCUUGCUGGAAAUGCAUUCGGACAAGGCAUUCCUUACUCAAUCUCGCUGAUGGUUUCUCUUAAAUACUUAAAUCUCAAUCAUAAUCAACUCCAGGGCGAUCUGAAUGAUAUUUUUGCAAAGCUUACCAAUCUCUCCACAUUGGACCUCUCUUUCAAUUCUCUUACAGGUGACCUUCCAGAAAGUUUUGGCAAUCUUUCAAGUUUGACAAAACUAUAUUUGCAAAACAACCAAUUUACGGGUACCAUAAAUUGCCUUGCCAACCUCCCUCUUGAGGAUUUGAAUGUUGCAAAUAACCAUUUCUCCGGAUGGAUUCCUGACCAGUUAAAAGGGAUACAUAACCUUCAGACUGAUGGUAACUCAUGGAGCUCAGGACCUUCACCUCCACCACCACCUGGUGCACCUCCAUCAAAUCGACGAACAAGCCCUGGUCAUAGAUCUGGUGGUAUCAGUAAAAGACCGGCUAAUGAUGACAGCAAUGAGAAGAAAACUUCUGGUAUUGGUGCUGGAGGUAUAGCAGGAAUUAUUAUUUCCAUAUUGUUUGUUGGUGCAAUAAUUGCUUUCCUCCUUGUAAGAAAAAAGCACUUAAGAACUCCUGCGAAUGGAAAAAAGCUAGAGCACAGCGACUCUGCGACAAAUCCAGCUUCAAAUAUAUUUAAAGAAAUGAAGCCCAUCCAGUUUUCUCCUGCUAAUAACUUGGGUACAUUUCAAUCAUCUGCUCCUACUACUCUCAAACCUCCCCCUGCUGACCAACAAAAAUCUAUUGAUUACAACGAGCACAAGCCUGCAGUCAAGAAACCUAAUGCACCUGUCAUAAAAGCAACUUUCUACUCAGUAGCAGAUCUUCAAAUGGCUACUGAUAGCUUCAGCAUUGACAGUUAUGUGGGUGAAGGGUCUAUUGGGCGUGUUUAUAGAGCAAAUUUCAACGAUGGAAAGGUACUAGCUGUGAAGAAAAUAAAUUUGUUUGGCAUGCCAAACCAAUCAACAGAGAACUUUAUCGAAGUGGUUUCAAAUAUCUCACAUUUGCACCAUCCAAACAUAAGCGAGCUAGUUGGCUAUUGCUCUGAGCAUGGUCAACACUUACUGGCCUAUGAGUUUCACAAGAAUGGCUCGCUGCAUGAUCUCCUCCACCUCAUGGAUGAAUAUAGCAAACCAUUGGUUUGGAAUGCACGUGUCAAAAUUGCUCUUGGCAGUGCACGGGCACUUGAGUAUCUACAUGAAGUUUGCUCACCAUCUAUAGUUCACAAGAACUUCAAAUCAUCCAACAUUUUGCUUGAUGUCGAGUUUAAUCCUCACCUUUCUGAAUGUGGAUUGGCAAGCUUUGUCCCAGAUUUGGAUUAUCAGGCCUUGGAUAACAACAUGGGCUCCGGAUACACAGCACCUGAGGUUGCUAUGUCCGGUCAGUAUACUCUCAAGAGCGAUGUUUACAGCUUUGGGGUUGUCAUGCUCGAGCUUUUAACUGGAAGAAAGCCUUUUGACAGCUCAAGACCAAGAUCAGAGCAGUCUUUGGUUCGAUGGGCAUUUCCACAACUGCAUGAUAUUGAUGCACUAGAUAAGAUGGUUGACCCUGCCUUGGAGGGACUGUAUCCUGCUAAAGCACUUUCGAGGUUUGCUGAUGUCAUUGCUCUUUGUGUUCAGGUGGAGCCGGAAUUCAGGCCGCCCAUGUCGGAAGUUGUGCAAGCAUUAGUACGAUUACUACAACGUGCACACAUGAGCAAGAGAACACGCAGUAUAGAUAAACUGGAGGCUGCUCGAAGAACUGAUGACUCAGACUCGCAAGACUUUGUGCCAUGAGUCAUGACUGACUCAUGACUAAGCUCGUCAUUGAGGAUCUUGGCAUUUGAUAACAUUCGCUCAGACUAACGGGUAUAUAGUGGUCAUCAGUGUGUUCGAUUUUGCUGCUUAAUAUGACACACCGAUGUUGAAACUAUAGACGUGUUCAUUCCAAACAGAAAGAAACUAUAUUAUUAAAUUUAAGGAGAAGAUUAUAAUGGAUCAAGGUUAUCUUUGCUUA
Molecule: messenger RNA, 2554 nt
Organism: Asparagus officinalis (garden asparagus)
Lineage: Eukaryota; Viridiplantae; Streptophyta; Magnoliopsida; Asparagales; Asparagaceae
Product: protein STRUBBELIG-RECEPTOR FAMILY 6-like
Exons: 16
Coding region: 436-2334 (632 amino acids)
Biological process (GO): protein phosphorylation
Molecular function (GO): protein binding; protein kinase activity; ATP binding
Source: RefSeq, a predicted model, not a curated record